AUGGAUCCAACCGACGAAGAGCUCUAUCGGCCCACUUUCUUUGAGCUGGUCGCCCAAGAUCAGCUGCAAGAACUAAUCGGUCCGGUCAUUCGUUAUGUCACCUCGAUCUUUGCGCAGCGUUACCCAAGAUACUUAAUCAAGCUACUCAACCAUCACGAUGAACUGUUUGCAGUGAUGAUGUAUUUUAUAGAGAGACACUACCUGAAAAACUGGAGUGGAUCCUUCGCGGAGAACUUCUAUGGCUUGUCAAGGAAUAGGCAUCGUAUUACCAAGCCGGUCAGCUUGCCCGAUUCCUCUGUUGGACCCAAGGGGAACUCUGGGCGAUUGUCCCCACGCGAUGUGAGGCUAUCCCUCGUCUUUCUGGUAGGUAUUCCAUACUUGCGAGCCAAAGCGGCCGGUCUGCACGAAGCACUGGGCGGUGCCCCAGCGAACGAUCUAUUAGAUGACGAGCCUGAGAGACCGCCUCGCGUUUCAAACGCGGAUGAAUCGCGAAUAGGCCGAAUGAAAUCUGUCGCGCUCAAAUAUUUCAAAACGGGCUAUCCAUAUUUCCUAGCAAUGACUGAAUUCAGUCGCUUCGUCUUUGGGUUACGUUACCUUUUCGGAACGAGUCCAUAUUGGAGAGCAUCUCAGGCUUAUAUGGGAAUCGAAAUCGCAAGACUGAGUCCGCAUGAUCAGGGUCGAAUGCAAGACGAGCUAGACAGUCGAAAGAUAUCGCCAUUCGCCCGGGAUUCAGCCACGGGACGCAGGCCCGAUUGGCGAUUGAUUUUAAUGCGAUUUCGGAACAUGCUAUCACAUCAGUUUUUCGAAUCGUUGAAAGUUUUAUUGCCCGGGUCGAUAUUCUUCUUCAAAUUUCUUGAAUGGUGGUAUUCGUCAUCCGACACCAGUCGCUAUCGGCCAUCACUCUCGGACUCUGAUGGGACCCAAUUCCCACCCAUCCAGCCACCGGCUGCGUUGAAGCCUCAAGCCAAAGGUAUUUUGGGGGAUGGAAAGGCCUUGACAAAGCCAAUCGCCAAAGGGCACUGCCCACUCUGUCGGACUAAGUUAGCCAACCCGACGGCAGUUCCAAGCGGUUGGGUGUACUGUUAUAAGUGUAUUCAUCCUUAUGUGGUCGAGUUUCAGCGUUGUCCUGUGACCCUAUUUCCUACAAACUUGACCAAUCUACGAAAAAUAAUUGGUUAG
Puccinia triticina is the source of this 1179-nucleotide messenger RNA. RefSeq lists its product as uncharacterized. Gene Ontology annotation, biological process: protein monoubiquitination; protein import into peroxisome matrix. Gene Ontology annotation, cellular component: peroxisomal importomer complex; peroxisomal membrane. NCBI's taxonomy places the organism in Eukaryota, Fungi, Basidiomycota, Pucciniomycetes, Pucciniales, Pucciniaceae. Gene Ontology annotation, molecular function: ubiquitin-protein transferase activity; zinc ion binding; protein binding. The transcript is spliced from 5 exons. The record is from RefSeq and is a predicted model, not a curated record. Bases 1 to 1179 code for a protein of 392 amino acids.